Clupea harengus (Atlantic herring) is the source of this 1980-nucleotide messenger RNA. It is a transcript of the gene ftr14l, whose product is annotated as finTRIM family, member 14-like. Lineage: Eukaryota; Metazoa; Chordata; Actinopteri; Clupeiformes; Clupeidae. Gene Ontology annotation, molecular function: protein binding; zinc ion binding. The record is from RefSeq and is a predicted model, not a curated record.
GCAUGGGUUGGAUGGAUAGAUGGGUUGUAAAAUUCUGCCACGCCCCGAGGCACUUGUUGACCCAACCUGGAAUACCGGUUACACCUAGAGUUUGACAUUCCGGGCGUAAAAAGCAGCUGACAUACGGUUUCAUUGAAACCAGAUUCCUCUCAGUGUAACUACAUCCACUGCCCUUGUAGUAGCUUAACACUACGUGUGUCACGGUGUCAAAAUGUCGCGUAGCAGCAGUAGGAUGGACCGGGAUAAGUACAGCACUCUGGAAAAACCGCGGAGGUCAACACCCAGUGGUGGUAGACCGAGUUCAAGGGUCAGUGGUCGUUUUAACCCCGGUAGCGUGUUGUGCGAUUUUUGCAUGGGAAAGAAGUCAAAGGCCGUAAAGUCUUGUCUGACAUGCCUGGCCUCAUACUGCGAGACACACCUGCAGUCCCACUACGAGUACCCUGCUUUCAUGAAGCACAAGCUGGUGACGGCCACUGGACAGCUGCGGGAGGAAAUCUGCGCCGAGCAUGACAAGCUUCGAGAAGUGUUCUGCCGCACUGACCAGUCCUGUAUUUGUGUGACGUGUCUAAUGGAUGAACACAAAAAACAUGACAUUGUAUCCGCUGCGGCUGAGAGGACUGAAAAACAGAAGCAACUAGCGGCCAAGUUGAUGAUGUCACAGGAGAAAAUCGAGGACAGAGUGAAGAGAUGGCAGGAGCUCAGACGGGCUGUGGAAUCUCACAAGAACUCGGCGCAGGUGGUCCUGGAGGAGAACGAGCGAGUGUUCACUGAACUGAUUCAGGCUCUGCAGCGACACCAUACGGAGGUGAAGCAGCUGAUCGGCGCGCAGGAGAUGGCAACGGUGGGCCGUGGUGAGGCCCACCUUGACCGCAUGGAGGAGGAGAUCAUGCUGCUGCGCAAGAGGCACAACGACCUCGAGAUGCUGUCGCACACUGAUGACCACAUCCACUUUCUGCUGAGCUGGCAGUCCCUCUCUGCUCCAUCAGGUUAUGAGGAUUUGACCAAAGUAGCCUUGGCCCCGUCCUUCUCUUUUGAGCCCACUAAGAGAGCCAUUGCUGAACUGAAAGCUCAACUAGAUGAGGUCAGCAAAAUGGAGGUGGCAAAAAUCAGUUCAACAGUAAAUGAUGUACAUAUUCUCCAAACUCUGGAACCAACAAAACGAGAGGAGUUCUUGCAGUACUCCUGUCAGCCAACCCUUGACCCCAGCACAGCGCACCAGAGCCUCCGUCUGUCGCGCGGCAACACAGCGGUGACGAUGACCACCGCAAUGCAGCCCUACGCCGACCACCCCGACCGUUUCGACCACUGGCAGCAGGUGCUCUGCACCCAGGGCCUGAUGGGAAAGCGUUGCUACUGGGAGGUGGACUGGAGCGGCACAGAGGUGGACGUUGCCGUGGCUUACCGCGGACUCCGCCGCAAGGGCAACAGUAAUGAGAGCAGCUUCGGCUGGAACGAACACUCCUGGACCCUCUACUGCUCGGACGACAAGUUUUCUUUCACCCACAACGGCAAGUCCACUACCAUCCCGGUUCCUGGCUCUAUGAAGGUGGGGAUUUACCUGGACCACAGGGCGGGAACACUGGCAUUUUAUAGCGUGGCAGAUCCCAUGGUGCUUCUAUACCAGGUGCAGACUACCUUCACCGAACCACUUUAUCCUGGGUUUGGAGUGUGGGGGUAUGGCACCACUGUGAAACUGUGAGUGGCCACAAUUAUUGUGUGUUACUCCACAAGGACUACUGAUUUGGGUGAAUGGGAAUGUACAUUUUUUUUUAUCAAAUAUUAUGUAACAUAUCUUAUGUUGAACAUACACUUAUCUGUACACUGCAUCUGUCAAAUGCCUUGUUUUGUAUGUUAUUUGUAAUACAAGAAGCUGGAUAUUACAGAUGCUACAUGGCUCAAGAACAUUUAAAAUGGGUUACCCUUUUCAAUAUUUUGAAGAACUUCUGGAGUGGUCCGAUCUUCCCAGAGUAAUACAGUUUG